Messenger RNA from Prunus mume (Japanese apricot), 1717 nucleotides. It is a transcript of the gene EDL3, whose product is annotated as EID1-like 3. Lineage: Eukaryota; Viridiplantae; Streptophyta; Magnoliopsida; Rosales; Rosaceae. The record is from RefSeq and is a predicted model, not a curated record. Gene Ontology annotation, molecular function: protein binding.
GACUGACAAAGUAAAACGUUAAUUUGGAAUACCAUGGGCCAACCACUUUCCUCCCCAAAAAAGAAUAAUACUUCUACUUUUGUACAUAACUUGACCACUUGACGACAAAAUAGUGGGACCCAACACUAAACAAACUACUUAUCAAAAUCAUGAAUUACACGUGGGAGCCUGCAACGCCAACACGUGUCAAAGAAUGGAUAUAUCUUCGGGGAUAUUUUUUGGGCCAACAGAAGAAGAUAUUUCGAUUCGCAAGACAAUUGGACACGUGGCGCCCAACGAGUUUAUACCCGAUUCCAUUCCGCUGAUCUACAAUUCCUGGAUUCACGAUCUAAGUAUCCAAGCAAUGACAUGCUAACACGCGUCGAUCCGCAAAUAGAAAUUCGACACGUACCCCUGUACUGUACUCUCGUCCCCCAUAUAUAUAAGCUCGCGCGACAGCAUCGCCUUCAUCUCGAUUGUUCAUAAAUUUUUUUUUCAAAAAUACAUUCUAGCAUUGUCCCGAUGAGUUUGAACCGGCGACUCAGACCGAACCCGCCGAGUCAGAGGUCCGAUUCAGAUGACCUCGGAAUUCUCAACGAGCGGAUACUCUUCCUCGUCUUCCGGUCCAUGAAAUGGGAUAUUCAGGCGCUCUGCUCAACCGCGUCGGUGAACCACAAGCUCCGAGCAAUCGUGAAGAGGCUGCUGUGGCGGGAGCUCUGCGCGCAUAGCGCCCCUCGCAUGAUAGCGUCGCUGGAGAACGCUUCGCCGAGCGGUCGAAUCGGCGGCGGAUGGCACACGCUCGCGAAGCUCAUGUUCUUUUGCUGCGGCUGCGAGCCGACUCGGAAUUUCAAGGUGAGUCGACCCACCCCGGGCCACUUCGUCAAAUCGUCGAGGUUCUCUAAGACUUCGGGUCAGAGCUUCUUGACGAAGCGGUGCCGGGGCGAUUUGCUGUACGUCAGCGACCCGUGCGAGCAUCAGAUGGGGGAGAAGGAAGACGAUUUGGGGAUUUACAGAGGGGUAUUUAAGGGAUUUGACAAGUCAAAGACGAGGGCGUAUUUGAUCGGACGGCGAGUAAAGCUUGAAGAAAGGGUGAGAUGUCCUUACUGUGGGGCCCCCGAGUGGAGCAUGACCACGGCUGGGCUGGUGCCCAAGAGCGCGGCCCGGAGGCUUGGCUCGCAUCAUGGGGCGUUGGAGUAUUUUGUGUGUGUGAACGGGCACAUGCAUGGUUCGUGUUGGCUGGUGCCUUUGUCGUCCGAUGAUAAUGAGGAUGAUGAGAUGGACGGUAGUGAUGACUCCGAUUUCGAUGAUAAUGAUGGUGGAGUCCGCAGAAUUGGCUACGACGAUCGGACGGCCACAAAUGGAAGUAUGUGCUCUAUGGGGGAGGAAGUUGUGGUGGACGGGCCCGCAAAGUAACUGCCCUUUGGGGCCCGUUUUGAUGGGUCGAUGUUGGACCGUUGCUUUUGGUUUCUCUCCGGUGAUUCCUAUCCUUUCGGCGUCGGUUGCUGAUGUGGAGAUUUUUUGGGUGUGGGAUGACGUGGAGAUUGGAUAACAUAAAUUUAGGCUGACGUGUAACAUUUUUGUGGAAAUUAUUUGUGUGAGUUCCGUUCCGCUGCUUUUUUUUUUUCUCUACUCUUUUCUUUUUGUUUAUUUUUAAUUUAUUUUGCUCCACAGCUGGAUGGAGCUUAGUAGUGUGUGAUAGGAUAUUGGAUUUUAUGUAGACAUUCUGGUUUGUCGAUUA